Messenger RNA from Megachile rotundata (alfalfa leafcutting bee), 1166 nucleotides. RefSeq lists its product as uncharacterized. NCBI's taxonomy places the organism in Eukaryota, Metazoa, Arthropoda, Insecta, Hymenoptera, Megachilidae. The record is from RefSeq and is a predicted model, not a curated record.
AUGAACAAUUAUAGAUUAUCCCAGCAUAUUGCCAUAGAGCAAACACAUUAACAUAAAUCAUAUGAAAUAUAAUAAUUACCAUCUGAUAUAUGCUCCAAAAGUUUUCCUACCAGGACGCUGCUUUAUUGACAGGCAUUACAAUUCUAACCUAAUUUUUAUUUUAUUGCAUAAAAGGUUGCAGUACAUGGGACAUGAAAUCCUAUAAAAUGGCAAAUAAUUGUCGGAUAGUAAUAUGCUAAGAAGAUAUUGGCAAGGGUGUUCCACAAGUACGAACGACGUGUAGGGUGAUAUACGUACACGAAAACCACCCACGGUGUCUAUGUGCUUUACAAGCAUGCUCCAUGGGAGAUGUCCUGCGCCACGCUAGUUUUCGCACCCGUAAAAGAACCAACGCGCAACGUCCCCUUCGUUCAUUCACAAACCACCUGCUCGGCGAGGAACUAUCCAGUUCCUGGAUUCACCUGCUUGUCAGUCACCAACUAACCACAUAAGGAGGAUGUGGAAUGGCAGGGUUUUCGGUUUGUCGGCCGGCAUUACCGUCUGCUUCGUUAUGUUCCUGCUUGGUGUUACCGGUACUUACGCUAAACGUGGCUGCUCAGCUUUUGGACACUCCUGUUUCGGUGGACACGGCAAGAGGUUCGAUUCACAUUUGCGAGAUAUUACGUUUCAACGAAAUGAGGUGCCAACAAGUGACAACAUCCAGGGAACACAAGACGUUCCUUUGUACAAUCAGUUUGAAGUGCCGAAACAAAAAUUCCUAGGACAACGAGAAAUAUUUCUUGAAGCGCGCCGUCAGCCGCCAGUGAGGCUUGAUAAUUACAUCUUGUCCUCCAUCUUUCGACAAUGGCUGACGUCACAGCAUCGUCAUCAACCGGAAAUGGACAUCAACGACAAAUAAACGGAAGUUUCUAUUGUACUUGAGUUCGGCGUUGAUCAGAAAAACAAAAGCAAAAGGGAAAUGUAUAUCAAACAAAUUUUCGACAAACUACUUCGGUCAUUUAUCAAUUAUAAUCUUAUUGAUGUUAUAUUUCUUGUUUGACUUUGUAGCGAAAUAUAUAAUUUGAAGUGUAAUAUUUAAGAGAUAAUAUUAGUUAUGUAAAUAACAUUUUGUUCGUGUUGAAAUAAUAAACGAAAAUGUUAUUAUACUUUAUUAUCGUUGCAUGCAC